CAACACUCUUUUUAUACCCAGCAUUUUUCUGGAAAUCUGGAGAAUAUAAUAAUUGUUCGUGGUAAUUAUUUCCUUUAUAAAUAUAUUAUUUGACUUCAAGUAAUUACCGUUCUCCAUGAUUUCGUCUUUGCAGCCAUCUCGGCCAAAGUUCCCAUCUGCACAGCCAGUGCGGUCAUCUCAGGGGCAACAGCAAGUACGACAUCUCCAAAAUGAAAGUGGGCCUUCGUCAGGGACGGCGCCCACGCAACAAGUGCAUCGACCUGGCUCGCAAAUAGAAGCCAUGCCCCCAACGGCGUAUGACCCCGCAACUCGUCAUCCUGUCUUCUUUACAAAUGGCCUUCAAAAGCCUCCUUUCCCAGUAUCCACUGCUGGCUCCACAGAUCGUCCUGUCGCUUUAGGCUACGUCUGGGACACGGGUCGUCUAGCAGGCCAGGCCCCUCGAGAAGGUCAAACCAAAUUAUAACGACGAGCAAGAAAGGCAUCUGUUUCUGUUACCAUUUCCUUUUAUCAACUACUUAUUUAUAUCCGUUACUGUGUUCAAUAUUAUGUUUUCGAUACCUGGUAUGCUAUAUGACGCUAUAUUUGGCUAGCAACGAAGGAUGGGAUAUCACAAAAACAAUUAAACCAAUGAAUCAAGUCGAGGAAUACAGCCAAGGACAAAGGCCCUAAUCAUAAAAGUACAAAGUUUCCAGCGUGAAAAGAUGAUAGGUGCUAGAACCUACAUCGUCCUCGUAUGGGACAAGCAGCAACAGCUAUAAAUUACUUGUGCGAUCCAAUACACUUGGACCAUCCUGCGGCAUCAUUAGUACCUUGGUCGAACAGGAUAGCGUUUGGAAGUUCUACAUACCUGGAAGCCCACAGCCAAAGCCGACAAAGAGAUAGAUUAAAAAGAUGAUAACCACGACAAGGAGAAACAUGAGGCGGAUGU
This is a messenger RNA of Xylona heveae TC161, 928 nucleotides long. RefSeq lists its product as hypothetical. Bases 116 to 463 code for a protein of 115 amino acids. The record is from RefSeq and is a predicted model, not a curated record. Lineage: Eukaryota; Fungi; Ascomycota; Xylonomycetes; Xylonales; Xylonaceae. The transcript has 2 exons.